This is a messenger RNA of Linum tenue, 1945 nucleotides long. The record is from the annotation of a GenBank genome assembly. Lineage: Eukaryota; Viridiplantae; Streptophyta; Magnoliopsida; Malpighiales; Linaceae.
UAUUGAGAUAGCCGGCCUACCCAUCGACUGGAUGAAUGUAGAAAGAGAACACAACCUUACGUAAUAGCUCCCAAAGACCACGAUUUGACCGUCGAAAUAUUUUCUUCCCGGAGGAGAAAUCGUCGUUGCUGUACCCUUGCGUGAAUGCUCACCAAGCUCGAAACAAUAGCUAGGGGCCUGAAGCUCAGCAGGAGGGAGAGAAGGAGGGAGCUCGUAUUUCCUUUUCGCGUUAAAAAUUAGAAGAUCGGCACCGUCAUUUUGGUGUCUCAGCCUGAGGGGAAGUGGAAAGAUGAUGUCUCCAAAACCAAUCGGUGAUGAUCGAGGAUCUCCCAAUUUCAGGCACACUCCCUUGCAGAUAAUACAUGUAAUUGGCAACUUUUUUAGAAUAUGGUCGGUGUACUCCAUGUACCGCUAUUUGACUCAGACUGGAGCAUCUGUGGGUCUUUUCAUAUUUUGCUGCCUUCUACCGUCAUCAUUGUUGUUUCUGGCUAUGCAAAGGCCUUGGAAGGGAAGGCCUCUCUCUAGUCAACAGGUUGUGCCUUCUAUCAUCAAUGGUGUCAUAACAGCUUUGUAUUUCAGUAUGUGGGGGAAGGGCCUCAAGUCAUGUGGCCCAGUGCGAACCAUCUUGGCAGAGUAUGCCGGUGCUGUUCUUGGUGUAUUAUCAGCAGCAUUGUAUGGACAGGGUAAACAUUUAUGGAAAAAGGUUGGAGGACUUGUUGCAAUGAUGCUGUCUUUCUACUUGCUGUCUCGAGGGUGGGCCAUGGCCACAUAUUCACCUUUUGAUAUCCUUUGCCACUCAGUUCCUAGUUUCUAGUGGGUUUAUGUUUGUUAGAUUUGAUAAAUAUACGCAUUACUUCUCCUAUUUCUUUGGGUCAUUCUUUCAUGGUAAGGAUUUCCUGCAAGUGCUUCUUGUGAGGAAAUGUAUUGUUGCCUUCACUUAAACUUACGAUCCAAAGAAAACCUUGAUACAGAAGCUCAUCCGGAAGAAAUCUUGGGUAUGAAAGACAUGAUAGUUCCAAUUAUUGCUGGAAUCUUAUCAGCUUUAAGAAGGGUGAUUGCACGACGUGUUUCACUCAAGAAUCAACUGAAAAGAAGGCUGCAUGCUGUAACCAUAACCUCUGCAACAUGUUUCCUUUUUCCCGUGGCUAUGUGGGACUUCAUCACAGGAUCAACUUCUGGUAGUACAAGUCAACUUCCAUUUUCGGCUUGGGCAUUCGGGAGCUUUAUUCUUUUUGGAGUUAUCUUGAUAUUCUACGUUGACAGCAUAGCAGAAGAAAGGCUGCAUAUGGUUUUCUCUUCUCCAAGGCACUUAAUGGUGGCCGGAGGUUGUAUGAUUAUCCUGGAGAUUUUCUAUCAGAUGGACUUCUCUCUGCCCGGCUUCUUAAUCUGCUGCUUAAUUCUGGGUUUCGGGAUCUACGAGGCAACAGCUUUGGAGCGUAGUAAGAAGGGAACUGAACACUUUGAUCCGUCAGAAGAAAUGUUCGAGGACAUGAAGUCUCCUCUCCCAACUUGAAAACUCAACUUCCGAGUAGUCGCCUUAGAGAAGAACAGAAUCACCAUGAGCAAGCAUUUCACAGAAUUGGGAGUUGAGAGAUAUUUUUUUGCUGAAUCUCGGGGGCAGGGGGCAAAUGACCAGAAAGGAAGGAAGGAGUUAGGUUAGAAUCAGAAUCCAAACGUUUUGCUAACCCACAUCUGAUUGUUCCUUAAAAGCUUGUAUAUAGCUCAUGUAGAUCUGAGUUUGAAGGAAGCCAAAGCCUUGAAAGUAGCUGUACCAUUGAUGACCUUGUGUAAUACACCAACUUUGCUGGCUCAUGGAAGGAUUCUUACGGUGAUCAAGUUGUAUUUUCAUUUACACAGCUCAUCUGCGUUUAAACUUUAAAAAUGAGAAGCUCAUCUUUCAUGUUGCCUUGGAAUUAUGUUUAACAAUCCAUUUACCUUUUCGCGU